This is a messenger RNA of Helianthus annuus (common sunflower), 1502 nucleotides long. Its product is annotated as malate dehydrogenase, glyoxysomal. The coding region runs from base 283 to 1359 and encodes 358 amino acids. Gene Ontology annotation, biological process: malate metabolic process; tricarboxylic acid cycle. The record is from RefSeq and is a predicted model, not a curated record. Gene Ontology annotation, molecular function: L-malate dehydrogenase (NAD+) activity. The transcript has 9 exons. Gene Ontology annotation, cellular component: cytoplasm; chloroplast. Lineage: Eukaryota; Viridiplantae; Streptophyta; Magnoliopsida; Asterales; Asteraceae.
GCAGUGUUCCGUGUGGAAGGUAAACUAAAUAUAUGUUUGUCAUCGGUGAUCAUGAACCAACUUAAAACAAAUUUCAAUUCAGUAACAAAAAUUAAACAAUCAUCCCGUCACGUUUCCCAAUUCAAUCAACCUGCCAUUUUUUAACAAGAUAAACCCUCAUCUCUAUCACAUUUCCCAACGUUCAAGCAACCUAUUUCUCCUCAUCAACUCUCUCAAUUCAAUUUCUGUUUGAAAAUCAUUUGUUAUUAAUAAUUCCUAUUUCAUAACAGCGAUCCAGAGAACAUGCAGCAGCAUAACGGCGGAGAUGCUAGUCAACGCAUCGCCAGAAUCUCAGCUCACCUAAAUCCUCAUAAACUGCAGAUGGAAGCAAAAACCGUUUUGGAACGGUCAAAUUGCCGUGCAAAAGGUGGAUCACCUGGAUUCAAUGUAGCAAUAUUAGGAGCAUCCGGUGGCAUUGGUCAACCGCUUUCCAUGUUGAUGAAGAUGAAUCCGUUGGUAUCAGUUCUUCAUCUUUACGAUGUUGCCAAUACUCCCGGUGUCACUUCCGACAUCAGUCACAUGGACACCGGUGCCGUGGUGCGCGGUUUUCUAGGGCCACAACAGUUGGAAAACGCGCUUACUGGCAUGGAUCUUGUCAUCAUGCCAGCUGGCGUUCCGAGGAAACCAGGAAUGACAAGGGAUGAUCUGUUUAAUAUUAACGCGGGGAUCGUUAAGACACUUUGUGAAGGAAUUGCUAAGUGCUGCCCGAAAGCUAUCGUUAACAUAAUUAGCAAUCCCGUAAAUUCUACAGUUCCUAUUGCUGCUGAGGUUUUUAAGAAGGCGGGCACGUAUGAUCCUAAGAGACUUUUAGGAGUUACAAUGCUUGAUGUGGUCAGAGCUAAUACUUUUGUGGCUGAAGUUUUGGGACUUGAUCCAAGGGAAGUUGAUGUUCCGGUCGUCGGUGGUCAUGCUGGUGUUACCAUUUUGCCCCUUCUUUCUCAGAUUAAGCCUCCAUGCUCUUUUACAUCAGAAGAAGCUGCGUACCUAACAUCUCGUAUCCAGAACGGUGGAACCGAAGUUGUUGAGGCAAAAGCCGGUGCAGGAUCCGCAACUCUUUCCAUGGCAUAUGCUGCUGUUAAGUUUGCCGAUGCAUGCUUGCGAGGCUUAAGAGGCGAUGCGGAUGUUAUUAAAUGUGCUUUUGUGCCUUCUGUGGUUACCGAACUACCUUUCUUUGCAUCAAAGGUGAGGCUGGGCCGCAAUGGCAUAGAGGAAGUUUACACACUUGGUCCCAUGAACGAAUUUGAAAGGGCUGGUUUGGAGAUGGCAAAGAAAGAGUUGGCAGGAAGCAUCGAGAAAGGCGUUUCCUUUGCUUCCAAGUGAUCAACUCUUUCGAUGGUAGAAUAAGAAGGCAAUCAUGUUUCGGUGUCAUUUUCAGGUUCGGCUUAUAGUUUGUAUAAGAGAAAAUACAUGUAUUACUGCCAAUAUAUAUAUGCAAUAAAUCAUUUUCCUUCUUGUCUAGGUUA